CGCCCUGCAGACCUCACUCUUACUCAAUCAAGACCUCUCGUUUCUCAAUCUUGCCCUCCGUGUGCUGGGGCAUCUGGGCAGAGUCAGGCCCAGCUCCUGGGUCUCUCUGUCUUGUAGCUUCCCCAUACCCCUCACUCUAGGCACCCUGGCACGGGGACAUGACAGUAUGACCUGGGAAGCCCUCCACCUGCCGCUGGUCCUACUGCUGUUGGCCUCAGGCUCCUGGGCAGAAUUCCAGGAGGGCGAGCUAGUGUGGGCGGUGCGGCAGCAGGUGGUCUCUGUGAAAUGCCCGUCCAAGCCCCUGGAAGGCGAGUAUGAGAAUAAAACCUGGUGUAAAGAAAUCAGCCCAGGUCGUUGUUCGAAGCUGGUCACCAGCACCAGACCCCAGGCGAUGGCUCAAAACCCUCCACAUUUUAUCUGGGACAACCCUUCUGCGGGCUUCUUCAUUGUCAUUGUGACCGAAAUCACGAAGAAGAGUUCAGGAAACUACUGGUGUGGAAUAGACAGAGGUCCCGAGGGGAAAAUCCAUAUUCUCAGGAACAUCAGCCUGGUGGUGACUUCAAUGACAACCACGUCAACCUUCAUCAGUGACUCUGAUUACUGUCUGUCAAGCGGCACAUUCAUGAUGCUGUUCUGUGCAUUCCUCGUGACCAAGAUCCUGGCUUUGACAGCCCUUCUCCUGUUUCUGGUCUACAGAACCCAGGUCUCUGCCAGUACAACCGGAGUAGUAGCAAUGGCUGCCCCCAGCCCCACAAAGACCUGAGAGUCCG
Messenger RNA from Lontra canadensis (Northern American river otter), 770 nucleotides. RefSeq names its product trem-like transcript 4 protein. Gene Ontology annotation, cellular component: cell surface. Gene Ontology annotation, molecular function: signaling receptor activity. The record is from RefSeq and is a predicted model, not a curated record. NCBI's taxonomy places the organism in Eukaryota, Metazoa, Chordata, Mammalia, Carnivora, Mustelidae. The transcript has 5 exons. The coding region runs from base 167 to 763 and encodes 198 amino acids.